GUUAGUUUUGAUAUCGAAAAAUUUUAUUUUCUGGUGUACUUUGAGUAUUAAGUUACGUGUGGAUGCUGACCGUGUUGUAAUUCAUGUAUUGCUUCUUCCAAUACAAAAUGGUUAGGAUGAGGUGCUGUGUCUGUGGAUGGACCAAUCGGAAGGAUUCGCCCCCUUGGCAUGCGGGAACGCCAUUUCACAGGUUUCCCACUAGUCGGAGGCGAGCAGAAGUUUGGGUUCGAGCUUUAAAUAAUUCUAAACUGGUUGUUGAAGAAGCAUAUAAGUAUAGCAAGGACAUGGUUGUCUGCCAGCGUCAUUUUGAAACUUCCCAGUAUAAUACUCCUGAAAGGUUGCGCCUCAAUCGGAAUGCUGUACCCACACUGUUUUUAGCAUCGUCUGAUAGUACUGAAGAUGUGGUUACAGAGUCACAAAUCCAGAAAGUUAUAUCGUUGGAAAGGUACAAUACUACCCAGAAGUUUACACAGCCAAGUGAACAAGAUGAAGAGUCAAGAGGAACUGAUGUUAGCGAAGAGACAGGUACCCAGGAGGACACCGGAAGUCAGCUUUUGACCAGUGUGGACAGUGAGUUGCAUAGCUGUGAAUAUAGCAAUGAAGGAGAAUUACAGCAACAGCAGAAGGCUCAGGAAUGUGGGGGAAUGUCAGUACAGGAAGACAUUAAAUCGGGAGAAGAUGUUUUGACAGAAACUGAUUCAUUUGAACACCGCAGUUCAAAUGGGAUUGAAAUUGAUCUUCAGAAUGUCUGUAGAGAACCAGAGACACAUGUUGGUGGCACUGCAGUGAAUGAGAGAGAUAGAACUGAAACUUGUGACAUCACAUCUGAUCAUGGGGACACUGAUGAAUGCAGAGAUGUAAAGUUUAUUCCAAACGAGCCCUGUACAGUAGCAGUAGAUUCAUGGGAAAACCUACCAAAUCAACUGUGCCGACUCUGUGCGUCUACAGAUGAACAUCCAAAGCAGUCAAUUGUUGGCUGGCUGGGUAUGCUAAAUGAAAUAAUUCCAGAUUUGGUUGCCUUGGAUGAUGGACUUCCGCAACAUAUAUGCCGGCCUUGUACAAACAAGCUAUAUACUUGUACUAAAAUAAAAGUAGAUUUUGUUGAAGCAUAUAACAAGCUCCAAGAAAGCUGUGGAUUUGCAAGGUCACCAGGAAUUCAGUUCACAGAUAUUCCAUUGGCCAUGUCUGAUUACCCUGAAGAGCAUUUUCUACCUGAGACUGAAGAGCAGUUAGUUUCUGAGACUGAAGAGCAGAUAGUGCCUGAUGCUGAAGAACAGUUAGUGUUUGAAGAUGGAAUACAGUUAGUGUCUGAGGUCCCUUCUGAAGGCCUUUGUAGAGUUACACUGAGCUCUAAAGAUGAUUUUCUUGAAGGCAAGCAGAUGACCUUAAAUACUGGAGGUGAUUUGUCAUUAAAUCUUGAAGAAUAUGCUAUUUCAGCCACUCGUGGUGAGGCAGUCCUUCAAGGAAGUUUUCCACAAGGUGAAUCAGAGAGUUUUGUUGACACCUCAGGUGCAUGUGACAUAAAGGAACGGAAGGUAGGAAAGUAUAAGUAUGUAUGUGGUGAGUGUGAGGAAAUGUUCACAACAAAGGGAGCUCUAAAUGCCCAUAGACUUACCCAUCCUAAAGUUUUUGAAUGUGAAUGUUGUAGGAAAAAGUGUAGAUCUGCAGCGCAGUUAGAUGACCACAAACGUAUUCACACCAAGGAGUUACCAUUCAUGUGUGAGGUGUGUGGAAAAUGUUUCCGAACCACAAUGCAGUUACACAGCCAUAAAUAUGUUCAUAAACCACGGAUUUAUGCUUGUGAAAUAUGUAAUAAGAAAUGUAGUGGUAGGUUUAUCUUAAGACAGCACAAGAAGGUGCAUUUUACAGACACAAAGCUGAUAUGUGAGGUGUGUGGAAAGAUACUGUAUACUCCCUUUAGCCUUCAGAUUCACUUGCGAACUCAUACUGGUGAAAAACCUUUUCAGUGUGAUGUGUGCGGGAAAUGUUUUAUUUCUGCUGGAAAAUUGAAGCAUCAUAGGGUUAUUCACGCAGAUCAAAAGUUCCAAUGCAUUACAUGUGGUAAGGUAUUCAAUUUCAAACAGUCAUUAGUAGAACAUGAAGAAUGUCACUCUAAGCUGCAAUAUUACAGGUGUGUGAUCUGUUUUAGAGCGUAUUCUAAUAUACGAAACAUGAGAAGCCAUCGUAGGAUAUAUUGUAAACAGCCUAUUUGUAUUGUUUGCAAUGAGACUUUUCUGACUGAUGAGAUGGUUAGAGAACAUCGAUCAAAGGAACACACUCAAGGAGAAAUUACAUUGGCAGCAAAAAUAUAUAGUCGACAGCAGCGUUGUAAAUGUCCACUUUGUGCCCAGGGUGUAACUGGAAUAAAUAACAUGGUGAAGCACAUGAAGGAGUGUCACAGUGGUUACAAUUAUGAACCAUUUGGUUGUGAACAAUGUUCUGAAACAUUUUCUACUGUCAGUGCCUUGCAUAUACAUACAAGAUGUCAUAGUGAAAACCGGUUAUUUAAUUGCCUGACUUGUGGUAAGGGAUUUAAGGCGAAGAAAACACUCAAGUGGCAUAAUUUGUCAUUCCAUAAAAAUCAGAGGACUGUCUGACUUGAUUGCGCAUAAGAGGAAAAACUUGGGAAGACCAUUCUUUUACCCAGUGUGUAUUCAGAAAUUUUUCACAAGAAGUGACAUGUUAAGACAGAAACAUUCCCAAAGUAAUUAAAAUAUAGCAUCAAAAUAAGUGGUCGAGGGAACCAUAUUUGUGAGUGAAACUGUAUGUCAUUCCCAAGACUUGUCAUCACAAGUAAUGCUAAUUGCAGUCAGGAGUUAGUAUACAAAACAAGUUAUCUCAUACACAUGGAGACAACUUAUUCUGUUUACUUGUAUUCAUAGAAAUCCAGGAAUCCAUUACAUAUUUUUGAUGGAAUACCAUUUUUAUGCCUGUAAUGACCUUGUGUAUAUGGACAAAAUUAAGGAUUAAAGAGACUGAGUUUUUCAGGCA
Cryptotermes secundus is the source of this 2991-nucleotide messenger RNA. Its product is annotated as zinc finger protein 229. The transcript is spliced from 5 exons. Gene Ontology annotation, cellular component: nucleus. Gene Ontology annotation, molecular function: zinc ion binding; DNA-binding transcription activator activity, RNA polymerase II-specific; RNA polymerase II cis-regulatory region sequence-specific DNA binding. The record is from RefSeq and is a predicted model, not a curated record. NCBI's taxonomy places the organism in Eukaryota, Metazoa, Arthropoda, Insecta, Blattodea, Kalotermitidae. The coding region runs from base 84 to 2597 and encodes 837 amino acids. Gene Ontology annotation, biological process: regulation of transcription by RNA polymerase II.